CCGCUUUAUCAUUCCUAUCCAUUCACUGUGGAAAUAGGAAUCAUUCCUCUGCCACAAGAAGAACGAACUCAAGAGCCGGUCGUCACCAGAGUUUGGACAACAGAAAGAUGGAGUGGAAGUUGUACCUCCUUUUCUUUGCCUUGUUCGUGGCUGCCACAUCUGCAGCGCCCACUUGUAAAUGCGAAGAUGAAGAUAAGGAAACUUUGUCCAAGUACAAAGUUAAAGUCAAAAAUGGUGACGAAGAGUAUGAACAAGAAGUCGAAAUCGACACCGAGAAACAGACGGAAACUUAUCACAUUCCAAAAACGAAAUCUUCCAGCGCAGGAGAAGUGGACGAAGUCUAUGACUUUAAAAGAAACUUGGUCAUGCGCCGAAUGCCUGAACACAAAGCCUGUUUCUUGAGUGAAUCCACUGAAAACGCUCCAAAGCCUCAAGACCUCAAAAAUGCACUUGACAAGCAAAGCGCAUCAGGUUCCUCACAAUCUGCUAAUACUACUGAGGACAACUUCGAAGUUGUUGGCACUGUGAAUGAUCGUUCCACUCUGAGUGAUGAAAUGGCUGCAAUGUGUGCCAAAUUUCCCAUUUAUCGCAUCAAGAGGAAGAAGGUCACUUUGAGUGUGGAAAAAGAAAACAUCCAAGGUGGUAAAGACAGGGAAAAGAGAAACCUCUGCAUCUACUGCUAUUGGAAAGUCACAGGUUACAUAUGGGUAACAAAAAGUGAUGGUACCGUCGUAAUUUACAGGGUUUGGACUUGGACAUGCAUUUACGUAUCUUGCAGCCGCUGAACGAAGACCAAUAGUCGUUUAAUGAGGCAACCUCCUGAUCCAGAAACCUCAGCCAAGAAAUAAAAAUUGAUAGGUCUUUUUCUGAUUCCCUAUUGAUUUCAUGUUACAAAAUGUGCUUAAAAAUCGCAGCUAGCAAAAAAACUUACCAAUUUACUUAUACUUAUGGUUUUUUUUUUUACAUUUUUUACAUUUCUACGUAGAGUUCACAUUUGUGCAAAAUCAAUAAAGAAUCUGAUGAAUCAAGUAA
Molecule: messenger RNA, 1032 nt
Organism: Pocillopora verrucosa
Lineage: Eukaryota; Metazoa; Cnidaria; Anthozoa; Scleractinia; Pocilloporidae
Biological process (GO): regulation of cell population proliferation
Source: RefSeq, a predicted model, not a curated record